Messenger RNA from Notechis scutatus (mainland tiger snake), 2185 nucleotides. RefSeq names its product retinoic acid receptor alpha (gene RARA). Gene Ontology annotation, cellular component: transcription regulator complex; nucleus. NCBI's taxonomy places the organism in Eukaryota, Metazoa, Chordata, Lepidosauria, Squamata, Elapidae. Gene Ontology annotation, molecular function: nuclear glucocorticoid receptor binding; zinc ion binding; nuclear receptor activity. The record is from RefSeq and is a predicted model, not a curated record. Gene Ontology annotation, biological process: cellular response to corticotropin-releasing hormone stimulus; retinoic acid receptor signaling pathway; regulation of transcription by RNA polymerase II.
UUAAUGGCUGCUGAGCACUGGGGCGCGCGCGCUGGCCAGCGCAACGUUGCGUUCCCUCCUCCCUUCCUCCCCUCCGUCCCGCUCGGAUCAGGCAGCCGUUCGGUGUGACUUUGCAGAGCUGGGACCCCAGAGCGUGUGCUUCUGUCUUCGUGAAAACAAGAUUGCUUUUGGGAAGGAGGUGGGGUUGGCGAGAGUUUUGUGCAUGCCCUAGUAACUAAGAGAGGGAGAAGGACCUGCUUUCCAGCUCUGUCACCACUUUGCACCGAGGACCUUGCAGCUUCUCCUCCAUGCUUCUUUUAGAAGAUCUGUUCCCAAAGAUUUCUGAAAUAUUUUUGAAAACUUGAGGAUCCACUCAGCUUGCCUGCAGAAUUUUCUGAACAUAUUUCUUCUGCUUAACUUUGGCCUGAAAUUACACUGAUUUUGUAUCAAGUUUUGAUGGUUCUGGACUGCUCCUCUAUAUUAAGUGCUCUGCAUUCAGCCCUUAUGUGAAUCUUUUUUUAUCAACGGUCAGGCCUGUGGAUUGUGCCAGCUAUGGCAAGCAACAGUAGCUCCUGUUCUACACCAGGGAGUGGACAUCUCAACAGCUACCCAGUUCCUCACUAUUUCUUCUUUCCCCACAUGAUUGGAGGCCUCUCACCUCCAGGAACUCUGCCUGGAAUGCAACACCAGCUGCCAGUCAGCGGGUACAGUACACCUUCACCAGCUACCAUUGAAACACAAAGUACCAGCUCAGAAGAGAUUGUACCCAGUCCUCCUUCACCACCCCCACUGCCCCGAAUCUACAAACCCUGCUUUGUGUGUCAGGAUAAGUCAUCUGGCUACCACUAUGGUGUUAGCGCCUGUGAAGGAUGCAAGGGCUUUUUCCGUCGUAGUAUCCAAAAGAACAUGGUAUAUACCUGUCAUCGGGACAAGAACUGUAUCAUCAACAAAGUGACCCGGAACCGCUGUCAGUACUGCCGCCUACAGAAGUGCUUUGAAGUUGGCAUGUCCAAAGAAUCUGUCCGGAAUGAUAGGAACAAGAAGAAAAAAGAUGCUCCAAAGCAGGAAUGUUCAGAGAGCUACAUCAUUACACCUGAGGUGGAGGAACUCAUCGAGAAAGUGCGCAAGGCUCACCAGGAGACCUUCCCUGCCCUCUGCCAGUUGGGGAAAUACACCACAAACAACAGUUCAGAUCAACGGAUAUCUCUUGACAUUGAUCUGUGGGACAAAUUCAGUGAAUUGUCCACAAAGUGCAUCAUCAAGACAGUUGAAUUUGCCAAGCAAUUGCCAGGCUUUACCACACUCACAAUUGCUGACCAGAUCACACUCCUCAAAGCAGCCUGCCUCGACAUCUUGAUCCUUCGGAUAUGCACACGCUACACACCAGAGCAGGACACUAUGACCUUUUCUGAUGGCCUGACCCUCAACCGCACUCAGAUGCAUAAUGCAGGCUUUGGACCCCUCACAGACCUGGUCUUUGCCUUUGCCAACCAGCUGCUGCCACUUGAGAUGGACGAUGCUGAAACAGGACUCCUCAGCGCCAUCUGCCUCAUAUGCGGAGACCGACAAGAUCUGGAACAACCAAACCGUGUGGAUCAAUUGCAGGAACCUCUGUUGGAAGCCCUGAAAAUCUAUGUGAGAAAGAGGAGACCUAGCAAACCUCAUAUGUUCCCCAAAAUGCUGAUGAAGAUUACAGAUCUACGGAGCAUCAGUGCAAAAGGUGCUGAAAGGGUGAUAACUUUGAAAAUGGAAAUUCCUGGAUCAAUGCCACCCCUCAUCCAGGAAAUGCUGGAGAACUCUGAAGGCAUGGAUUCUUUGGGGGGCUCAACGGGAGCAUCUUCCCAUAUCAGUAGCUUAGCUCCACCUCCACCUCCACCUCCAGGCAGCUGCAGCCCUAGCCUCUCGCCCAGCUCCAACAGAAACAGUCCUGCCACACAUUUACCGUGACCAUGCUGGACCCCUGAACUAGUUGCUUGAUCCCCUCUCUGCGCACAUCGGUCUUUCGCUUCCUGGGUCUGCCUGGACACACCUCUCAGGAGGAGCAGAGGUGGGGUGAAGGCGUAGCAGUGGGACAGGCUGUUGCUGCGGGCAUUCUCCUCUCCUUCUCUGUACCACAUCAGUCCUGCUCAGACCCAAGAGGGAAGGCUGCUUAUGUUCUCCUGUACCAGCACACUAUUUCUCACUUAGCUGUUCAAACAAAACAGGG